AUCACAGAAUGAAGUCACGGUUUCCUCCGGGAUUAUUUCGCAGUUGCACAAGUUUUGGAAAGUGCUGCGUCAGGAACUCUGUCCACUCUCAUUCUAACAGACGUGAGCUCAGAUGGAGAAGCUCAGUGGGUUCGAGUUCUGGAGGAAGACCUUAAAGGAAGCCCGCUAUGUGUUGGCCCCCAUGGUGGAUCAGAGCGAGCUGGCCUGGCGCAUGCUGAGCCGGAGACACGGGGCUCACCUGUGCUACACUCCAAUGCUGCACGCUAAGGUGUUUGUUAAACAAGCCAACUACCGGAGAGAAAACUUCUACAACGAAGUCUGCGAGAAGGACAGACCUCUCAUCACACAGUUUUGUGCCAACGAUCCAGAUGUGUUCCUUCAAGCUGCCCUCCUGGCUCAGGACCACUGUGAUGCCAUCGACCUGAACCUGGGCUGCCCACAGAUGAUAGCAAAGAGAGGACACUACGGAGCUUUCCUGCAGGAUGAAUGGGAACUGUUAGAGAAGAUGGUCAGUCUAGCCAAUGAAAAGCUCUCAGUGCCCAUCACAUGUAAGGUCCGGGUCUUCAAGGAGAUUGAGAAGACGGUCCAGUACGCCCAGAUGCUGGAGAAAGCUGGAUGUCAGUUGCUGACGGUGCACGGCCGAACCAAAGAGCAGAAAGGUGCGUUGACGGGUAUCGCCAGCUGGGAGCACAUCACAGCCGUACGGAAGGCAGUAAAUAUUCCAGUGUUUGCAAAUGGCAACAUCCAACACCUGAGUGAUGUGGAGCGCUGCAUUCAGGAAACAGGAGUGCAGGGAGUUAUGAGUGCAGAGGGGAACCUCCAUAACCCAGCGCUGUUUGAGGGCUGCAGUCCCCCGGUGUGGGAAAUGGCUGAGGAGUAUCUGGAGAUAGUGAAGCAGCAUCCYCCCUGCUCGCUGUCCUACGUACGAGGCCACCUCUUCAAGCUCUGGCAUCACACACUGCAGAUCUAUCAGGACCUGAGGGACAAGCUGGGUAAGGUGAAGACCCUGGAGGGUCUGGCUGAAGUAAGCAGAGAGCUGAAGCAGCACUGCCAGAAGGAGAUAGCUGAGGGGAAGAAUGGACGGGAGCAUGCGAGCGACCUGCCCUUCCCUCACUGGAUCUGCCAGCCAUAUGUCAGACCAGAGCCGAAGCCUCAGAUUACCAAUGGUUAUUGUUGGGGGUCAAAGGUGAAGGAAAUGUUGUGCCAGAAGAGGGAGCUGGAGAACGUAGACGGAGCAGCUGACACCCUCUCCCAAAAUAAACAGGAAAAAAGAUCCUGCAAUCCCCACAAAACCUUCAGUCCUGAUCAGAAACCCAAAUACCUCAAAUGUGAACAGUGUGGCAACCCAAAGGGAAAUAAAUGUGUCUUCAACCUGUGUCGAGCCUGCUGUAAGAAGAAGGCUUUUAAAGAGGUGGCAGACUGUCAAAGCCACGGGCUGCGGUUCAAAACCAAGGCAGAGAAGCGGAAAGCUGAAGAAGAAGAAGAAGAAGAAGAAGAAGAGCAGAGGAAGAACAUGAGGAAAGAGAGCUCAGGGAUGGAACCGAACAGCUGCUCUCCUCAGACAGGUCCAGACUUGAGUCCAGACCUGCAGGCCCAGUCCUCAGCCUAGCUGCUGGCCUGACUGAGACCCUCUCCACAUGGACAGAAACAGCUUGUUACUGCGGUCAGAGUUAUUUAUUGGACAGAGACUUCUGUGAACUGUUUCAGGUACAAACCAACAUUCCAGCCRUGCUGCUUUGAUGUGAAGCAUAAAGAGGAGCACAGAGAAACACUUCUGACUGGAACACAUGAAACAUAGACUCCAGGAUAGUUCAACUGUUGAAACUGAAAACAGUUUUCAUCCAGGUGUGUGUAUGUGGUUGUGUAGGUUCUCUUAGAUUUUAUAAAAAUCCUACUGCAGACAUUUUUUUUAAUGAGCGCGCUUUGACAGAAUGAUUGGUUCACUCCAGAAAACAUUAGUAUUUGAUUUGUUUUGUGGCUUUCUGAGACGUUUAGAAGAUCUGCUCUCUGUUAACUCUUGCUGCUAAUAAAACCAGCUGUGUGUGAAUUCG
Austrofundulus limnaeus is the source of this 2051-nucleotide messenger RNA. It is a transcript of the gene dus1l, whose product is annotated as dihydrouridine synthase 1-like (S. cerevisiae). The transcript has 14 exons. Gene Ontology annotation, biological process: tRNA processing. Lineage: Eukaryota; Metazoa; Chordata; Actinopteri; Cyprinodontiformes; Rivulidae. The record is from RefSeq and is a predicted model, not a curated record. The coding region runs from base 113 to 1609 and encodes 498 amino acids. Gene Ontology annotation, molecular function: tRNA dihydrouridine synthase activity; flavin adenine dinucleotide binding.